Molecule: messenger RNA, 2686 nt
Organism: Cinclus cinclus
Lineage: Eukaryota; Metazoa; Chordata; Aves; Passeriformes; Cinclidae
Gene: LRCH3
Product: leucine rich repeats and calponin homology domain containing 3
Exons: 23
Coding region: 8-2527 (839 amino acids)
Molecular function (GO): protein binding
Source: RefSeq, a predicted model, not a curated record
CGGGGAAAUGGCGGCGCCGGAGGGCGGCUCUGCCGCGAUGCCCGCGGCUUGUCCCGCUCCGCCUGGUCCCUCGGCUCCCGGCUCCUGGAGCCGCUCCUUAGACCGAGCCCUAGAAGAAGCGGCGGUCAGCGGGACCCUCAGUUUGAGCGGCAGGAAGCUCCGGGACUAUCCGCGGGCCAGCGCCGCCAACCACGAUCUCAGCGACACCACCCAGGCUGACUUGUCGCGGAACAGACUGUCAGAGCUCCCAGCAGAAGCCUGUCACUUUGUCUCCCUCGAGACUCUUAAUCUGUACCAGAACUGCAUUCGAUAUAUCCCAGAGGCUGUUUUGAACCUACAGUCUUUAACAUUUCUAAAUAUCAGUCGAAACCAGCUUUCAACAUUGCCAGUACACCUCUGUAAUCUACCACUAAAAGUUUUGAUAGCAAGUAAUAAUAAGCUGGUUUCAAUACCUGAAGAAAUUGGACGGCUCAGACAGCUGACAGAGCUUGAUGUGAGCUGUAAUGAAAUACAGACAAUACCUCCACAGAUUGGCAAUUUGGAAUCCUUGCGAGACCUAAAUGUCAGAAGAAAUAAUUUGGUGCGUUUACCUGAAGAGCUUGCUGAGUUGCCUUUGAUCCGGUUAGAUUUCUCCUGCAAUAAAAUAACAACAAUACCAGUUUGUUAUAGGAACCUCAGACAUCUUCAGACCAUCAUGUUAGAAAACAACCCUCUCCAGUCCCCCCCUGCACAGAUAUGUAUAAAAGGAAAAAUUCAUAUAUUUAAAUACCUGAACAUAGAAGCAUGCAAGAUAGCUCCAGACUUGCCUGAUUAUGAUAGGAGACCCAUGGGAUUCGGAUCAUGCCACGAGGAACUCUAUUCCAGUCGUCCGUAUGGAGCACUCGAUUCUGGCUUCAACAGUGUGGACAGCGGAGACAAAAGAUGGUCAGGGAAUGAACCAACAGAUGAGUUCUCAGAUCUCCCAUUACGUGUGGCAGAGAUCACUAAAGAGCAGAGACUGAGGAGAGAAAAUCAGUACCAAGAAAACAGAGGGAGUGCAGUUGUAACUAAUGGUGGAGUGGAACAUGAUCUGGAUCAGAUCGACUACAUUGACAGCUGUGCCACAGAGGAGGAGGAGGAAGAGGUGAGGCAGCCCAAAUGCCUGGACUCAGACAGCCUCAGCUCCCAGUUCAUGGCAUACAUUGACCAGCGACGGAUCUCCAAUGAGAGCUCACCAGUAAAGCCUGUAUCUGUCAGAGAAUUUCAGAGAACAGAGGAUACAAGACGACACUUACAUCAAAACAGGGAUACAGAUGAAUUACGAAGACCUGAAACUCUAAAUUUGAUGCAGGACAGAGAGCAACACCAAGUACUAAGGAGUUAUGUGGACAGGACAGAGAGACCCCUGCCUGAUUCACCAUAUUUUCUCUCGCUGUCAAGUCACCACACCCAGAUGCCUAACACAGAUUGUGAGCUGCACCGCAGGCACAUCGAGCGCACCCGUCGGGAGGCCCAGCUGGCAGCUCUUCAGUACGAGGAGGAGAGGAUGAGAACUAAGCAGAUGCAGAGAGAAGCUGUCUUUGACUUCAUUAAGCAGAAAGUCUCCUUAAGUCCUCAGAAACAAAGUCCAAUGGAUAGUGAGUGUCCCUUUCCAUCCAGAAGGUCUCAGCAUACUGAUGAUAGUGCCUUGUUAGUGAAUGGCUUUGAGCCUCUCUUUGUGUUUGAGAUUGACAAUAACACCAAUACCAUAAAAAGGAGGCCAGGCACUCGCAAACAGUCACUCUCAGGGUUCAACCAAGAAAUCUGUGCUACUACCCUGCCUAGUGCCUCUACCUUCAGUCCUGUCAAGAGUGAUGACAGAUCUACCAUCUCCCCUGGCUCACCUACCACUCAGACAGUCCACCUUUCCCCUCCAUAUCCUGGCCAUGCAGCCCCGCCUUCCUAUAGAAACCCUUCCCAGCGACCUGAGAGUUUCCUUUUCCGAACAGCUGUCAGGGAUGAAGCCAAGAAAGCUGUUGCUUCAUCCUCUACCUGUGCCUUGUCUCCUGCUAAUGAUUCUGCAGACCCUCGAGUGAGACAGAACUGCAAACAGCGGGAAGAGGAGCUGGAGCUGAUAGAGCAGCUACGCAAGAACAUCGAGUCGCGGUUGAAGGUGUCCCUGCCCAGCGACCUCGGCGCGGCUCUCACGGACGGCGUCGUUCUGUGCCACUUGGCCAACCACGUGCGGCCCCGCUCUGUCCCCAGCAUCCACGUGCCCUCACCUGCUGUUCCUAAACUUACAAUGGCAAAGUGCAGACGAAAUGUGGAGAAUUUCUUGGAAGCUUGCAGAAGGAUUGGAGUGCCUCAGGACAAUCUUUGUUCCCCUUCUGACAUUCUCCAGCUAAACCUCAGCGUUAAAAGAACAGUUGAGACUCUUCUUUCCCUGGGGACAGAUUCAGAAGAAUCCAGUCUUGUGUCCCUUUCCGUUCAGCUCUGGGGCUUUGUGGUGUUUUACUGUACUCUAAUGCUAACGCUCUGUAUGUUCUAUCGCUGGGUCUUUUUUCUCUAGUGAAGGAUAGUGGUGCUGCUUCCUCCCUCCGUCACUCCAGUGCUUGGGAACAGAUUCUGGGCUUUGCCAAGACUGUGUGUAUGAAGUGCUUUGUUUCCCACGGAUGGGACAGAGGUGACAAGUACGAUGUGCAAACACCUUGGUGCACCCACAGCACCA